AUGCGUGUUUUUCGACUGAAAAAAAACUAUUAUGGACAACCAGGUGCUGAACCUAUACCCGAUGUUGUAUAUCAAAUGGGUGCUGAAGUAGCAGCACGAUAUUUAGCCUCAGUAGAAAGCGAAAACCAAGCUUAUGGUGCAAUCAAUCCAUAUGAACAAAUAGAUAUGUAUAAUCGAUAUUAUGUUCCAAUGUCAAUCGAAGAAAAUUACUUCGAUGAAGGAGCGAAAUUUCCAAUGGGAGGAUAUCUUCAACAUUCUCCUCCGUUAAAUUUCAUUGCUCCUUCAUUAGGUUCAUAUCGAUCCAGAUCUCAUAAACCAUAUUUCAAUAGUUCAGGCGACUAUUUUUCACGAGCUGGUUCACCUACAUAUUUUGAUCGAUAUCGAUCAAGUAGUCCAGCUCAUUAUCGUCAACAAUCGCUUUCACCUCAAUUGAUACGAUCAGGAUCUUCGUCACAUGUGCCAUUUAUUCCACCAGUAUCUUCAAGUCCUGCUGACAUUGCACGUCGUCUUCAACGUGCUCAACUAUCGCAAGAUAUACAACGCAUGGGACGAUAUCAAGGACAUCAACAAGAAAUGAUGUUGACUAACGCAGGUCAAUUCGUUCCUGAAUAUCAACAAUCACAAAUGCCAUACUAUUCAAUGAAUCCUAUAACACAACAACCACAAAUGUAUCCGUUCUACUAUUAG
Messenger RNA from Rotaria sordida, 687 nucleotides. Lineage: Eukaryota; Metazoa; Rotifera; Eurotatoria; Philodinida; Philodinidae. The record is from the annotation of a GenBank genome assembly.